CUAGGUGGAGAAAGAAAAAAAGAUGGAGUGGUUCAAACUGCGCACCUAUGCCCGACAGAGACAGAAGAAUGUGCACUGCUCCUCCCCCGUACCAGGGGUGGCUGUAUCCGUUCCCCAAGGCAGCAGAAAAGGCAGUACCCUCCAGCCCUGCCGACGCCUCUUCCAGUCCCAUGCCCAAAGUGCAAAGGGAAAUCCCAAUGUGAAAGCCUUACCAAAAAUCAACGAAAAAUCUGAAGUGACCAAAACAAACAGUUCAUCUGAUCAGAGUGAUCAAUUAAAUGAUGAGAAAAUUACAGGUAUGGAAGAAAAUGAAGAUAUCGGGGAAAAAAGCACUAUGCUGUUGAGGGAAUCUCUGCAUAUCAGCUCUGAAAGUAAAGAAAGUUUGAGAAACAGUGAGACUACUUCAGGAAUGACUCUGCCUACAGGUGUCUCUACCUUUCUACUGCACUGUUUGGACAUGGAUUCCAGUACAGAGUCUACUGAUAGCAUGAACAGUUGCCCAUCACCUGAAAUAUUCAGGGAUGAAGACAGUUUAGACAGAAAUAAUUCCAAUCCUGAGGAGUAUCUCAAAUAUAAGAAUUCUACUCUCCUGGACACCAGCAAAGCAGUGACCAUAGAUAAGAUGCCACAGCUUUCAAAUCUUUCAGAGAUAUUGGAGCCCAUAUCAGAGGGUCAUCAAGACCAAAACAUUGGGAGAGAGUCACCAUCAAAAUGCAUUAAAGAUUCUUCUGACUUGAUGAGUGUUUCAACAGUUGUAGCAGGAAAACAAGUGUGUAGAUUUGUGUCUACUAUGGAAAAAACUCCGGAUAUAAAAAUCAGUACAUUCUCUUCAUUACCUGCAAGACCAAAGAGACAGCUUGAUAACCAAACUGCUAAUCCUAAAAACAUGAAGGGCCGAAAAAAAGUAAAAUUCAGCAGCCUGUUAAAGAGUGACACAUCUUCAUGCCAUCAGCAUGUAUCUCCUGCAGAAUGUAUUUCAACUAAAUCAUAUGAGUUGACAGCAGAAGUGCUGCCAUCCAAACAACGAGACAUUGAGAUGGAAAUGAAUUCUAAAGUAUUGAUCACAGAAAAAAAUAGACAAUUGCUAACAAGCACAGCAUACUUUCAGCCAGAAGAAUUAGAGGUGAGAUGAAUAUACAAAACACUGUUUAACUUGUCACCAGUGCACAAGGCCUCUUUUGGUGAAGACUUAUUCCUAAAUUCAACGGGUCCAUAUGUAAACUCAGAAGAAAUUGCUCCUGCAUCUUUGAGUUCAGAAGAAAAAACUAUUUAUCAGUCUCUGCAUAACAAAGAAACACAAAACAAGAAAUCAGAUACAAAAAACAAAGAAAUCUGCUCGAUUAUUAAAACUUCACCAGGGCUUAGGGUCUCCAUGGUUCACCGAACUCCAGUAAACAGAAACACAUUGCAUCCCCCUGAAGGAAUACCUGAAGAGAUUACAUGUGUCCUCAUGGAUACUUUACACCCCAAAACGGACAGGAAGGAGGCAUUAAAAUUAGACUUACACAACUUAUCAAGAGGAGUCGUGGCAAGAGUUAAGAAUAAUGUUCAUGAAAGUGAGAAACUUAGUGUUGAUGUGAUCCAAGUAGACAGCUUGCACAUGUACCUCAGUCCUGUUCUACGGCAUCUGAUAUGA
Molecule: messenger RNA, 1636 nt
Organism: Chrysemys picta bellii (western painted turtle)
Lineage: Eukaryota; Metazoa; Chordata; Testudines; Emydidae
Source: RefSeq, a predicted model, not a curated record